AUGGACUUUAAAAAACCCUUGGCUGGAGUUACGUCAAUGUCAAUUGUUCCUUUGCCUGGCAAGAAACCUGGAAAGGAUGGUCCUGGCAUGUCACUCGCUUCUUUUGGUAGUGGUGUAUUCAAAUCAAGUUCACAAAUUAUACCCGCUGGACAACAAGGUAGUAUUCCUAGAACAUCGAACUUAAUGUCACCUAAUAUGCUUCUAAACGGUCACGAAGGUGAGGUCUACUGUGGAAAGUUCGCUUCCGAUGGAUCAUUCCUUGCAAGUGCUGGGUUCGAUCGCCGUAUUCAGUUAUGGGAAACGUACGGCGAAUGCGAAAACAUUGCCACUAUGAUGGGACAUGGAGGUGCUAUUUUGGAUUUAGUGUUUUCAUCAGAUGACUCGGUUAUAUAUACUGCUAGUUCAGACAAAUCUGUCGCUCUGUGGGAUACUGAAAGUUCUCAACGCAUUAAAAAAUUCAGAGGCCAUGAGAACAUUGUAAAUUCAUGUGCGGUUGCUAGACGUGGUCCCCAGCAUGUUUGUUCUGGUUCAGAUGACGGAACAGUUCGACUUUGGGAUAGACGACAAAAAUCUUGUGUACAGAAAUUCGACAAUACGUAUCAGGUUCUGUCCGUUACUUUCAAUGACACUGCAGAUAUGAUAUUCCUUGGCGGUAUUGAUAAUGUUGUCAAAGGUUGGGACUUACGAAAGUUAGAAGCCAGUAUGUUACUCAAUGGUCAUACAGAUACAGUUACUGGUUUGUCUGUCAGUUCGGAUGGUUCGUUUCUGCUUUCCAAUGCUAUGGAUAACACAUUACGUAUGUGGGAUAUCCGUCCAUUCGCUCCAGCAGAUCGUUGUACAAAGAUUUUCACAGGCCACCAGCACACAUUUGAAAAGAAUCUGCUUCGGUGUGCAUGGUCAGCAGAUGGUCGUAGAAUAACUGGUGGCAGUGGUGAUCGUUAUGUUCACGUCUGGGAUGUAAAUACGCGCCAAUUGGUAUAUAAGCUUCCCGGUCAUACAGCCUCUGUAAAUGAAAUUGCGUUCCAUCCAACAGAACCGAUACUUCUAUCUGUUGGUAGUGAUAAGAAAAUCUUUUUGGGUGAAAUUCUGCCUGGUGUGUACUCAUAG
Messenger RNA from Trichobilharzia szidati, 1107 nucleotides. Lineage: Eukaryota; Metazoa; Platyhelminthes; Trematoda; Strigeidida; Schistosomatidae. The record is from the annotation of a GenBank genome assembly.